AUGACAAGGGGUGAAACCCCGCCACGGCGGUCGCUGCCGUUGCAGCUGCUUGUCGGCACCGUUUGUCUGCUGCUUCAGGACCACGCGGCAAUGGCCACGAUACCAACGGUUGAUAAUAUCGUGAAAAUACUACAAUCGCCCGUCAUACAGCAAUUGAUUCUUCCACGGCCGCUGGUUGCUGCUGAUACGGACAUUCCCAUUGUGGCUGCCGACGACCCUUCAAAGCCGCAUCGCACGAUGAAAGAAAAACCUUCGAAGGACGUGAUGCAGACGAAAGAGAAAGCUCCGACCAAAUCCGACGCCGAGGUCCUCGACACGGCUCGGUUCCGUCGACCGUACCCGUUUGCAAGGACCCGUUCCCUGCCAGGCUGUCCCCUGUGCGAUGCAUCAGUGUACAGCUAUUGCGACGAGAAAGCCUACAACGAUGCGUGCUGCUGUGGUUCAUUGAACGGACCGUACGGGGGCGGUGGUGGCCCAGGCGGGUUCGGCGGUUUCGGUGGUAGCGGUGGUGGAUUCGGCGGUGGAUUCGGUGGCGGCUUCAAUGGAGCAGGAUUCGGCAGCGGGUGCGGCUAUUCUGGUUGCAGCCAGCUGUUUGCCAACUCGUGCUACGAACAUCAACUGAUUGUGACUUGCUGCUGCAAUUCGCCCUACUGA
Molecule: messenger RNA, 654 nt
Organism: Anopheles bellator
Lineage: Eukaryota; Metazoa; Arthropoda; Insecta; Diptera; Culicidae
Product: dnaJ homolog subfamily C member 7 homolog
Exons: 2
Coding region: 1-654 (217 amino acids)
Source: RefSeq, a predicted model, not a curated record